Messenger RNA from Trichomonas vaginalis G3, 531 nucleotides. RefSeq lists its product as uncharacterized. The coding region runs from base 1 to 531 and encodes 176 amino acids. NCBI's taxonomy places the organism in Eukaryota, Parabasalia, Trichomonadida, Trichomonadidae. The record is from RefSeq and is a predicted model, not a curated record. The transcript has a single exon.
AUGCCAUCUUCGAGUUCAGCUUCAGAAUUGAAAACAGCUCUGAAUGCACUUUCAUCCGAGAUGGAUUUUCAAGGUGGCGGCUGGCAUAUGCAGAAUAUAACAAUCAUUCGCAAUUCUGCAGAAAAAUUUAAAUUCGCUGACAUGCGUGCCUUCAUUGGUGAAAUUGUUGGGUUCAUGAGGAGACCAGAUGCUUCAUGUACAAAUAAAUUCAAGUUAGCUCAGCUUCUUAACCUAUUAAAAUCCUUCCAAGUCAGAGGGUUCGAAGAAGUAGUAUUAGAGUUCAGAAAUCAAAUUUUAAAUUCAUAUAUUUUCCUUGGAGAUCAACAACUCGGGGAAGCUGCUUUAGGAAUGAUUAAUAACUUGUGGAAUAUGCCAAAUGUAAUACGCCCUGUUGUAAAAACAGCAAGCAAAUUACCAAGAAUUAAGAUAAAUACACCAUCUGCUAAUGUUAUUAGAAAAAUUUUCAUGGCUUCUAUACCUUACUUAGCUGAUCCUAUACGGCAUGCUUCUCCACCUCCAUAUGUUGAAUGA